Molecule: messenger RNA, 728 nt
Organism: Schistocerca nitens (vagrant locust)
Lineage: Eukaryota; Metazoa; Arthropoda; Insecta; Orthoptera; Acrididae
Gene: EloB
Product: elongin-B
Exons: 4
Coding region: 279-650 (123 amino acids)
Biological process (GO): transcription elongation by RNA polymerase II
Cellular component (GO): VCB complex; elongin complex
Molecular function (GO): protein binding
Source: RefSeq, a predicted model, not a curated record
ACAGUAUAUUUACUAUUAUAGGACAGGAAAGUCUUUUAAACCUGGACAAAAUACGAAAAUUUAAUUGACUAUAGCGUCUACACUUUUUAUUAGUUUGACUGACAAAGAGAGUAGCAUUCCUUGUAUGUUGGCUGACCUGGGACUGUAGUUUAUGCGCUAUCUAGACCUUUCACCGCGGAGCUGUACGUAAACAGUAGGAAAAUUUUGACAAAAGAACCAAAAUAUUUCUUUCGAUCGUCUAGUGCUGUGUAAAUACAUAAAGCCCAUCCCAUAAUGGUAUGAUUUUAGGAAAUAUAAUCGAUGUAUUUUUAAUGAUCAGGAGAAAAAAGCUCACAAUUUUUACAGAUGCAAAGGAUACAACGUCAGUUCACGAACUUAAGAAAAUAAUUGAAGGAAUUAUUAAAGUACCACCUGGUAAUCAACAGUUAUUUAAUAAAGAUAAUCAGAUAAUGGAAGAUGAUAAAAUGUUACAAGAUUAUGGUCUUACUUCAAGUGUAGCAAAAGCUCAGAGUCCGGCAGCUGUGGGACUAGCUCUGAGGCAGGAAACUGGUGAUUUUGAACCACUAGAAAUUACACCAUUUUCAUCGCCUCCAGAUCUUCCUGAUGUAAUGAAAUCACAAGAAAGCAAUGGCCAGGAACAAACAUCAUGAACACAAAAGAUUGAUUACAUCUGUUUAUUUAAGAUGAAGGCCUCUGUAAUCUCUCUAAUAAAUCACCAAAGACAGGGA